Messenger RNA from Lytechinus pictus (painted urchin), 7483 nucleotides. RefSeq names its product F-actin-monooxygenase Mical-like. Gene Ontology annotation, biological process: peptidyl-serine phosphorylation; signal transduction. Gene Ontology annotation, cellular component: cytoplasm; nucleus. The coding region runs from base 428 to 7393 and encodes 2321 amino acids. The transcript is spliced from 13 exons. Gene Ontology annotation, molecular function: ATP binding; protein serine/threonine kinase activity. Lineage: Eukaryota; Metazoa; Echinodermata; Echinoidea; Temnopleuroida; Toxopneustidae. The record is from RefSeq and is a predicted model, not a curated record.
ACAUUACUGCACACAUCACUUCUCAGUAGAUAACAGACCAAGGAGACAUCUCAUCCCGUUAGCUUCACCAUCAAAUAGUCCAGUACUAACACCCUCAUCUACAUGUAGCUAGUUGUGAGACGGCCAGAGGCAUUCCACUUGUUAUCUUUGGAAGACAUCAUUGGAAAUAGAGAAGUCAAUGUUUGUGAAUGUCAUCACCUUUUUGUGUUACAUGUAUUAGUCUCCGCUUACUUUUGAGGAAUAAUAGGGAUAUAAUAUUGGAUUUUAUAUGCUAUCAUACCAUCAAAGUUAACCAGGAUUCAUUAGUCUACAGUGUUAAUCUCAUCUUGAUCAACAGCGUGUAAUAAGGAUGCUGAAAGAGCAGUGGGCAGAAGACCAUACGUAGCAGUAACUCCCACCAUCACCUGGAUACCAAGCAGCGGUCGCCAUGGCGGAGGACCUGCUGCAUCCAGGGGCCAUCGUUAAAGAUCGAUGGAAAGUUACCAAGAAAAUUGGUGGUGGAGGCUUUGGUGAAAUCUAUGAAGCUCUAGACCAAGUUCUUGAUGAGUGCGUAGCCAUCAAGCUGGAAUCUGCUCUUCAACCUAAGCAAGUGCUCAAGAUGGAAGUUGCUGUCCUCAAGAAACUUCAGGGGCGGGAUCACAUCUGCAAGUUCAUAGGCUGCGGUCGCAACGAUCAAUUCAACUACGUUGUGAUGUCCGUCCAGGGUCAGAACCUUGCAGAGCUCCGCCGUGCACAGCCCCGUGGCACCUUCUCAGUCAGCACCAUGCUUAGGCUUGGACUACAGAUUCUUGAAUCAAUAGAAAGCAUACAUGAAGUAGGUUUUCUACACAGAGACAUCAAACCUAGCAAUUUUGCCAUUGGUAAAGCUCCAGCUAACACAAGGAAGGUGUUUAUGUUAGACUUUGGUCUGGCAAGGCAGUAUACCAACUCUCAGGGUCAAGUUAGAACGCCAAGGCCAGUUGCUGGGUUUCGUGGAACUGUUCGCUAUGCUUCUGUCAAUGCACAUAGAAAUAGAGAGAUGGGUCGUCAUGAUGAUUUGUGGUCAUUGUUCUACAUGUUGGUAGAGUUUGUCAUUGGUCAACUUCCAUGGAGAAAAAUCAAAGACAAGGAACAAGUAGGCUUGUUAAAAGAGAAAUAUGAUCAUCGUUUACUACUGAAGCACAUGCCCAUGGAGUUCAAGCAGAUAUUAGAACAUAUACAGUCCCUAGAGUAUGCAGAUAAACCAGAUUACAAGUGCAUCCAUUCCUUGUUAGACCGGUGUAUGAACAGAAAGAACAUCAAGGAGAAUGAUGCCUAUGAUUGGGAAAGACCACCAGUAGAUGGAACACAUAACUUGCUUCCUUCUCCAACUAGUCCAGCUCGAAAGAAAGGCUUUGAACUUCCAUCAAGUCCAGACAAAAAAGAGGAGAAAAUCAGCUACCCCGAGGCAAACAUCCGCCAAGCCAAUGUUGAGAUCAGACUGGUUGAGAGUGCACAACCAGAGAAAGUUGAUGAGAGUCAGGAGAAACAAGAUGAAGAGAAGGAAGUCCAGGAGGAGGAGGAAGAUGAGGAAGAGGAGGAAGAGGAAGAUCAAAAUGAAGAAGAGGAGGAGAUCAAUGUUUCAGGGGUUACGCAGGAGAAGGAACUUCAAGAGAAAGUAACGACCGAUGUGAAAGGAAGCGAAAAAAUGUUUGCUAUAAGGAAAAGCAAACGAUCGCAAGACAGAAAACGAAGGUUACUCCAUAAGCGACAUAAACCCAAGAUCCGAACCAUGGACAGCCAUGCAAUCAUGGAGGGUGAAGUCAGUACGUACAGAGGUGGAAUGGAAUUUGGUGUGAGUGAGAGGGAGCCAUCAAUAGAGGAAAAUUUACCAACCAUGCAAAAGAGUAUUACUGUUCCUGUGGAAAUGAUGAAGAAGGAAGAGAAAGAGGAGAAAGGAAGGCCCAGGCCAGAGCCCAUUGGAUCAUCUGCGAAAGUUGAAACAAAAAUAGAUCAGUUGGUUCCCGGGAAAGGAAAUGGUUUGCCUCCAUCAGGACGACUUGGCAAAGAUAUUACACCUGUGAUUCAGGUUGUGAAGAAACCAGACUUGAAAGCAGCUGUUGAUAUUCCAACUGGAAAAGAAUCACCAAGGAAGGAUUUAGGAAGUGGUUUAACAAGUAGAACUGAAAGUACAUUGAAAGGUGAUGGAUUGCAAGCAAAACAGCAAAACUCUGCCUUUGCAAAACCAUUCAAAUCAAUAGAAGCCCUUAAAGAAGCAGAACUGGCUGCUGUAGACCAGAAAAUGCCCAUUAAACCAGAGACUGUAUCUACCCCAAAACAGCAAGCAACAAUCUUAGCCAAGAGUGAAUUGAAAGUAGUUAGUAGUCCCAAAGCAAAUGCAGAUGUACAAACUAAAAAUGUAACGCCAAGUACCGAACCUUCAAAAACUGUAGUCACUGAUUCACCUCAUAAAGUUGUUUCUUCCACUGUCAAUCAUGCUAAAACUCAGCCAGCAGUGACCUCUAGUGGUGAAACUAAACCUUCAAGUGCAAUUCAAAAACCAGAUGGUGUAGCAGUAUUGUCAAAUGAACAAAAAAAUGAAAAACUAAAAAUACCUCUUGUUGAGGUAAAGAAAAAUGAAAUUCAACAAGUCCUUCAAAAGGAAAAACCUGAGCUGAAAGUGCCAAACAGCAAACAGCAAACCAAGGACAAAGAUAGAUCAUUAUCACCUAUCCUACAAAAGUUAUCUGGCAAUAAAGAAGACACAUUGUCUCCACAAAGAAGUGUUUCUCCUAAGCCAGCAGAACCUUCAACAAACAAACAGGAAAAGGUUUCUCCGCAAGAUAUCAAGCAACAAAUGCCAAAACCGGAGGAUAAACUUUCAGUCAAACUAAAUACUCGAGCUUUGUCACCUGUGCAGAAGGCUGGAACUGAUGCAAAACAGGAUAAGCCCACUUCGCAAGUCUCAUUUUGUCUGUCUCCUGUGAAGAAAAAUGCUAAGCAGGAAAAGGACCGACCCAUUUCACCAAAGUCAGCAAAUUUGAAGGUAAAGCAACAAGAAGUGCCUCAAGAGCGGUCCACCUCUCCAAAGCCAUUUAGCAGUCCUGCUUUGAAGCAAAACACUACUCAGCAGCCACAAAGCAAUACAGCACAAGAACCAAAGGUGCAAUCAAAAGUGGAACUAAAAUCAAAUACGCCUUUUAAGGAUAAAUCCCAAACAGCUGAAAAAGUUACAUCUGGUGCUGGACAAAAGAUUCCUGUAGCAGCAUCUGUGCAAUUAUUUUCUAAGCAGCAAGAGCAAAAAGAAGGUGUACAACAGAAGUCGCCAGAACUAGUAGACACAGGGAAACGAAAACAAGGACAAACUGCAGUGGCUGAGAAGAAACCUUUCACAAUCAAGCCACAAACAAAAGAAGUGAAAGCUAGUAAGCCUUUUGAACAAAGUGAUGUCAAAGAGAAACCACCCGCACAAGAUGUUCCCAAAGUAUCUUCAACAGAACCUGUCAUCAAGAGAAUAAUUGCACCCCUUGGGAAUCAGAAGGCACAGCAAAAAACAGUUGUGCAGGAAACAAUUGUUGCUGCAAAAGUGCAGGAAAAGGUGGAGAAACCAGUUGUAAUUGAACUGAAAAGGUUAAAACCAUUAUCUCCAACAAAAGAUGUAACUGAUGGUGGAAUUUUAAAGAAAUUGAAUGUGUCUUCAUCAGAGAGAACUCGGGAGGCUGCAGUGGUUGUGCCACAGAGAACAGAGGCAAAACAGGUGUUGCAGGAAAAACCCUGUGAUGUGCCAAUUAAGAAAGACAAGGAUACAAAACAAGAAGUGAAAAAUGAGUUGAUUGGUACCUUUGCUGGUGAAUCAUCAAAGAAAUCUCAACUGGACACAUUACGUAAUGCCUCUGAAGAAAGGCAUUUGAUGGAAGAGCUUUUAAUGGGCACUAUUACAGAAAAGGACUUUGAGGAGAAAGUGGAACUUGUUCAGAAGCCCCCUACAAGUGAUGACAGUGAUUCCAAGAAAAAGAAGCCGUGGAAUGAAAGACCGGACUAUUCAAAGAAGAAGAAGAAACAGUCUGAGAGCUCAGUGUCGCAAACAAGUAGUAAAGAUAUUAACCCAGAUAAGCCCCAAGAUGUUAUUCAGCUCUUGAUGAUGGGUUGUGAGUGGGAUGUGGCUGAAGAAAUUCCAGGUAACUCCAGGAAGUCACAGGAGAAUGAACAGAAUGAAACAACAGAUACUACACUGAAAGGCAGUGUGUCUAGAUUUGUUAAAUCAGGAAGUGAUUCAACUGCAGUACAAGGGCUGGAGAUGAAGAAGAAAGAACAGACUGCCAAGGUCCUGCCUAACAAGGGAAAUAAUGGAAGGGCAAUGAUGAAGUCUCCAUCGUUUUCAACAACUGUUGUCAAUGAGGAUGAGGAUGAUGUUUUCUUACCUCCAAAAGAACAGAAUGUGCAAACAAACAGUAGGGAUGGGCGGAAUAUUCAGCAUAGGCCAGAACCUAUUGGGGCUGAAUCAAAACCAUCAUUACCAUUGGAUAUGCAGCCUAAGCCAUCUCAGAAAGAAGAGGCAAUCAGGAACAAACCAGUCUCAAAAGACUUAAAGAAGAUAGAAACAGAUAUGAACAGGCAAUCCUCAAAGGAUAGAGAGGAAAUGGAAAAUAUUUUGUCAGACAUGACAAGUAGCAUUCAUGAUGAUGUUAUGAGUCCUGAACUCAGCAAAAAGAGCAGAAGUGAAGAAAAGCAUGGAAUCAAGAUGUCUAGUGUUCCAGUGAAGGUUAAAGCUAAUGAAAUACAGAUCAAAAAUACUACUGUUGAAAACAAGCAAAAGGAUAAAAAGCCUGUCCAAAGGCAAAACAGUGGUGAAAAAAGCAAGAGUUCUAGUGAAACAAAGUCUGCUGGAUCAAGUAAAGGCCGUAAGAGAAUGAGUCCAGUUCGUGCUCGACAACUACCUGAUACUCCCAAGAAAGAUCCUAACAGAGAUUCUGUCCCUGGAAGUCCAAGAAGAGAUGGACCAACUGCAAUUUCCCCAGAAAUUUCAAGUCCUCAAAGUAGGAGAGCUGUUAAACAGCCAAGGAAAUUACCAGAGGUGCCUAAAAUCCUUCUUGAAAGUAAACUUGGACAGUUGAAACAUGAUCGCUCAGCAGCAAGACCAUCCACUGGAAAGUCUCAGAAUGAAUCACCAAAGACUCCACGCAGACACAGGGCUUCCAGAACUGAUACACUAGAAGAAUCUAGUGGCAUGUCAGAGAGCAGUCACUCAGUACCUGUCAGAAGAGACCAAAUUAGUGACAGAGGAAUAGACAAGUCACCCCGUCAAUCUCCAGCCACACCCAGGAGACGUAUCUAUGAUCCGUCCACUUAUGCUGUCAUGCAGAGUGUAUCACAUGAAGAAGGCGGUAACCCUGAGGUCUCUGAAUGUGCAACUCGUUGGCAGGAACCAAGCAUGUAUAUGGAGUCUUCUGCCCGUGCCCCAUUGGUCCGUGAAUCCUCAAUUGACGCUGUCAGGACUGAGAAUGACGUGCCAGCGGGAGAUCACUUGUCUUCUGAAUCCAAGGCAGUGGAGUUGAGUAAGAAAAACACUCCAUCACGUUUAAAACCAAGUGCAGCACUAGAGCAGAAGUGGCAUAAAGGAGAGCCAAGUUCAGGCCGAAGAGGGUCAUUUCCAGGUAUUGGAGCAGAUCAAGAAAACAAAUCACAAGGGUAUUCACCUCAACAACUAAGAAGAUCAUUGUUCAAUCGAGACAGAGGAAAAGCAAGAUCAGAAAGUGACCCGGCAAGAAUGUUGGAGAUUGCUAAUGCCAGAAAUGAACAACAGAAAGUGGGUUUUGGAAAGAAUAUUCUUAGCAAAACACAGGAUAUCAUUGUUUCACUGAAAGCUAAGCUUCCCAUGUUUGGAGUCAAAGAGAUGAAGGGGCGUUCCCCUUCUCCAGAAUCACAAGAUGCCACAUCUGCCCCUUCAGAUGAUAAAGAAUCUAAACGAACAUCGCCGACUACCCUUAACCCUCCUGAAGUCAUGGUAACCAUCCCAAAAUCUCCUCCUAAGUCUCCCCAAUCUCCUGUAAAGACACCUCUGUUAUUUUCUGAAGAUGAUAUGCAUUCUCCAGAAAGACCAGGCUCUCCUCAUAAUUCCUCAGGAGUUGGACUAGAUGAUGUAUUCCUCAAUACUGACUCUCCAAAGAAGAAGAAAGAAAAGAAAAGGGAAGGAUUUCACGUUGACAUCGAUCAAAUUGAUCGUAAAGUAUCAGCUGAAUUUAUUCCUGAAAGAAGUGAUGCAAGACAUGGUGCAAUACCCAAAACCAAAGCCAAACUUCAGGCUGCACCUGAGGAUGAUAUACAUGAGGUUGUUCUUGGUGCACCUGCUGGUGAUGCAGAUUCCGCAAAAAAGCCUGUAAGAAGUGGUCCAAUACGGGACCUAUCUCCCACAGCCAGGGCAGCUUUAAGAGCAAAGAGACAAAGGAGACGAACAGAUCCUGGUCCUGAACAUGUUUAUAAAUCCAAGAAGCAUCAUGAAGCGAGUACUUCCGAGGGAGAUAUUAAGAAUGAUAAAGGAGAACCAGUGAAGGGAAUAUUGAGAAGGGAAAGUUCAUCUUCUGCUCAAGAUGAUACAGAUGUCAAGGAAAAGGGAAUCUUCUCUACAACAGAAUCUAUCCAUGGACCUACAAGUACAAGGAGGCAACGCCUGAGAUCUAAUCUGUCGGGUGAACGUGCCUCCUCUUUGGAAGAAAUGGUAGAAAGCAUGACUGAGUCAUAUGCUGCUCAGCAGCAAGGAGGAGAGGAGCCUAUUGCCAGUGACUCAGGGUUAUCAUCAAGGCUAGCAUGGGAGGCACUGACGCCCCGGCAGAGGAAACGAAGAGAAAAAAUGCUUUCCAAACAGAAGAAACCUCAAGGUCCUUCUGAAAAAGUGAAUGAAUGCCAAACUCCUGCCAAUCAGUCGAAUGUAUGUACAGAUGGUGUCCAUUGCCAUGGUGAUUCCAGACUUACAAAUGAAGACAGGGUUCCUGCUAUUACUGAUGGAAUGCACAUUAACAGUGAGCAUAAUCCUCAUGAAAAUGACCAUCAUCACCAUCAUCACCAUCCCCAUCAUCACCACCAACAGCAACCUCAGUGCAAUGGAGCUACCCAUAGACUCUCCCCUCAUGACCUGGCAGCCACGAGUGCAUCCUUGUCCUUAGUAGAAGACAUGACACCGCUUAGCACACCACGUGGAGGACCUGCUGGGGCAACGCAAGAUGUCCAAUGUACAAGGUUACAGAGGGAUGAUGGAGACUACUCGGUGUCCAGGGAUGACAGUCAGUCAUCGUCCAUGUCUGGGGGAUCAUCAGGGAUCAAACCCAAACCCCCUGGGAGGAGACCCGACAAGUCUGUUGUCUCAGGAAGGAGGCGGAGGUACAGGAUAGCUCCCUCUGAAGUCUCAACAGGCCAAACAUCACCGAGAGAUGAUGGAUGACGAGACAAUGGAAGAACAGUAUUCACCUGUUGACUAAACGAUCCUGUACAAAGACUGAGAACUCGGUAGUCAACGGGAUACAGAGGAUUA